UUAUGCAUCCAAAUUAUGAUUCAUACAUGUGAAAUGUUUUGAGCUGAUGCCUACUCUCCUGUUUGUGUUUAUGUGCUUAAUGUUAAUACAGGAGUCAUACUACCAUGUAAUGUAAAAGUUGCACACUAGACGGUUGUUUUUUUAAACACAUUCUGUACAUGUUCAGUAAGAAUUAAUUAGAGAUAUUUUGUUAGAAUUGUGAACAGAGAAGAUUUACAUUAAAAAUUGAUCAAAUCAACUUUUCUGUAACAUGUACCAUUUUACAAAUCAAUAUUGUAUAUAGGCAUAUACAUAAAUAUGCGUGUGUGUGUGCGUGCAUGCUUUUGUUUGACAUGCAGAGGGACACGUAAACCUGCAUGAAUUUAUUUGGGCUUCUUACCUCAACAGUACAACCUAUUGUUUGCUUGUUCGACAGGAGUUUUGGGAUUGGAGCUGGGAAGAAUUGGCUGAGAAUGAUUUGCAGGCGAUGAUAAGUUAUGUACAUACAGAAACAAAUUCUAAAGUCUUCUAUGUUGGCCAUUCACAGGUAUUUGGGGAACUAUUAUGGGUUUAGCUGCUUUCACCAUGCCUGAUACAGUGAAAAUGAUUGAAGCUGCUGCACUACUUUGUCCCAUAUCUUACCUAGAUCAUCUCAGUUCGAGUUUUGUGCUUAGGGCAGUAAAACUGCAUCUUGAUCAAAUGCUUCUAACUAUGGGUAUUCAUCAGCUUAAUUUCCGAAGUGCUAUUGGCGUGGAGAUAUUGGAUUAUUUAUGUGAUGGGCAUAUGGACUGUAGUAACAUGCUUGCUGCAAUAACAGGAGAAAAUUGCUGCUUCAACAAGUCUCGAAUAGAAUAUUAUCUGGCAUAUGAGCCCCAUCCUUCAUCAACAAAGAAUCUGAACCAUCUUUUUCAAAUGAUUCGGAAGGGAACUUUUGCCAAGUAUGAUUACGGCUUAUGGGGAAAUGUAAAACGGUAUGGCCAUUUUACACCCCCGGCUUUUGAUCUUCGAAAUAUCCCUGAGUCUCUUCCCUUAUGGAUGGCUUAUGGAGGUAGCGACGCCUUAGCCGAUGUGACUGAUGUCAGAAGGACCAUAAAAGAAUUGAAAUCUGAGCCCGAGUUGUUGUACCUGGAUCCAUAUGGUCACAUUGAUUUCAUAAUGAGUGUAAAAGCAAAUGACGAUGUUUAUGUCAGUUUGGUAAAUUUCCUUCAGUCAAUUGGAGGUUCUAGCAGCAGCUGAAAGUAUUGAGUAUGGAAAUAUACUCGUCGAAUGUCUAUACCGAUCUCUUGGAAGUUGUUGAAGAUGCGUGCCUUGUAAUUAGUUAUAAACUAAGAGACACACGUGAGUAUGUAUAUCUCUUACCUUAUGUGUGCACAAAUGUAAUCUGUGUAUAACCCGACAUGUGAUAUAUCUUAUACCUUAUAUGUAUAUAUACUUUGACGUGCAAAUUUAUAUUUUUA
Molecule: messenger RNA, 1436 nt
Organism: Asparagus officinalis (garden asparagus)
Lineage: Eukaryota; Viridiplantae; Streptophyta; Magnoliopsida; Asparagales; Asparagaceae
Product: triacylglycerol lipase 1
Exons: 6
Coding region: 544-1215 (223 amino acids)
Source: RefSeq, a predicted model, not a curated record